This is a messenger RNA of Guyanagaster necrorhizus, 1008 nucleotides long. RefSeq lists its product as uncharacterized. The record is from RefSeq and is a predicted model, not a curated record. The coding region runs from base 1 to 1008 and encodes 335 amino acids. The transcript is spliced from 2 exons. NCBI's taxonomy places the organism in Eukaryota, Fungi, Basidiomycota, Agaricomycetes, Agaricales, Physalacriaceae.
AUGACGCGUGAACUCACCAGUGCCCUCCAGCACCUCACCUCCGCGCCGACCUUCUCCAGCCUCGCCGUCGCCGGCAUCAGCAUCUUCAGAUGCCUCGAUGACCCUUACUGCAUCCCCUGGGCAGGCCUCACCGAGCUCACACUCAACAACCUCAGCUACAUCUCCACCUGCCUCGCGCUCCUCGCGCUAUGCCCUCUCCUCGAGCGCUGCACCAUAAGCGUCGACGGCGCCGCGUUCCACCGCCUCGACCCAUCAACCGAGCAGCACGUCCGCCCACACCAACCACCAGGCCACACGAUCGCCCAACCCCGCCUUGCCGCCCUCGCGCUCACCCUCUCUGGCGAUGUCCUCCCCGCGCUCUUCGCUGCCCCGCUCCACGCCCCCGCGCUCUGCUCGCUCACCCUCUCAAUCAACCUCUUGUCCGGCCCCACCCCCACUUGGCCACACGCCGCCUUCGCGGCAUGGCUCACCCGCGCCCAGUGCACACUGGAGCGCAUCACGCUCCGCCGCACGGGCAUGCAGGGCAGCGAGUUCUAUUCAUGCCUCGCGCUGCCCGCGUUCACGGGGGUGCGGGAGCUCACGGUGCAGGAGUUGACGCCGCGCGAGGCGGGAUGGUUCCCCGCGGGCUCGGUGGAGUGCAUCUCGCGGGAUGCGCUCGCAGCGCUGACCGUUAGGGGCGGAGGCGAGGGGGGGUGCGUGCUCCUCCCGAAGCUGGAGGUGCUGGUGCUGCAGGGGUGGUGUGUGGAGGGGGGCGGCGGCGCGGCGCUGGUGGAGAUGGUCAGGUCGCGGCGUCGUGCUGGAGGAGGAGGAGGAGUGCAGUUGAGAAAGUUUUCGUGGUCGAGGAUGGCGGAUUAUGAUUAUCUUGAUAUUGGGGACCCCUGUACUCUCAAGAUGCUGAUGGAGGGGGGGCUGGACACCGGCGAGAAGAACCUUGCUGCUGCUGUUAACGUCGACUUCUGCUCUGACAUUUGUGUGUCGUUGUGGGAUCUCAUCUCAACUCCUUUCUAA